UCAGGCGUUCAGUAAAUCCAGGAAGUGCUGCGACUGCAGACCGAGAGACAGAGGACAGAACCAUGGCCAAUAUUCAGAUCAGGAAGUAUUGGGAUGAUGAUGACAAGACAGUGAAGGAAAUCUUCACCUUGGGGAUGAGUGAGCACGUGCCUUCAGCCUUCAUGCACAUUCUGAAACAGCCGCUGACCCAGAUGUUGCUCAUGUGUGUGUUCUGCACUUUAAUGACCAGCUCCAAGUCCUUCUUGCUGCCCAUCCUGGCUGUUACCCUUCUGCUGGCUGGCAUUCGACAGUUUGUCAUCUACAUGUUCAGUGAAUACAUUGACACAUCCCUCAGGUUGGACCUCUGCAACAUCAGGGAGACUUACAUGGAGAAGGAGGAUUCAUGCUUUUGGGUUGCUGAGAUUGAUGGUCAGGUUGUUGGCACCGUGGCUUGCGUGCGAAAUAAGGAGCACCCAGACUGUUUGGAGCUGAAACGCAUGUCUGUCAGGCGUAGUCACCGUGGGAUGGGCAUUGCUAAGGCUCUGUGUCGGACAGUGUCUGAUUUUACCCGUGACAGGGGCUACAGCGCUGUGUACCUUGUCACAUCUGUGGUGCAGACAGAUGCUCAGAAGCUGUAUGUGCACAUGGGCUAUGAGAAAAUGAGGGAAUUUCUUGUUCCUCAGCUUUUUGCCAAAGUCACGAACUUCACUCUAUUUGAGUUCAGGCUCAAUUUACAGCAAGGUGUGCAAAAGGAUUGAUUAGACUGGAACAAACAAUGAUUGUGUGUUGUUGCAGGGUGAAAGUAUUGUCCACUUUCAAUGUUUAUGACUUCAGGAGAAUGCAUUAAUCAUAGAGCAGGUAAACUCUUAGAACAAUGCAGGUGAUCAUUUAUCCUGUUAAACCCAGUAAAAGUACAAGGUUCACCUUCUGUAGUUAGAGUGGAAGGCUUGAUGAUUGAUGCAUCCCCCUUUGGUAUGAGAGUGAUUGAAUAAUACAGGCGUAAAUCCUGGUUGUUCAUUAUUUGCUUUAAUUAAGCAUUUGCAAUCAUUAGUAAGAUUCCAUGACUGGUUAAAAUUUUUCCUCUUACAGUAAAUACUGUGCUACAGUGUGAUCAAGAUUAGCCAUAAUUAUCUUUAUUUUGAAUGCGUUUGCCUGUCGUUCUCUUAUUGAAUAGUUCCAUCUGUAAAGCUUUAUUUCAGAUAUUAUUUAUAAAACCUGUUUUAAUUCAUGAUAAAA
Thalassophryne amazonica is the source of this 1215-nucleotide messenger RNA. RefSeq names its product probable N-acetyltransferase CML1. The transcript has 2 exons. The coding region runs from base 63 to 737 and encodes 224 amino acids. Gene Ontology annotation, molecular function: N-acetyltransferase activity. Lineage: Eukaryota; Metazoa; Chordata; Actinopteri; Batrachoidiformes; Batrachoididae. The record is from RefSeq and is a predicted model, not a curated record.